Anopheles merus is the source of this 957-nucleotide messenger RNA. RefSeq lists its product as uncharacterized. The record is from RefSeq and is a predicted model, not a curated record. The coding region runs from base 357 to 845 and encodes 162 amino acids. Lineage: Eukaryota; Metazoa; Arthropoda; Insecta; Diptera; Culicidae. The transcript has 2 exons.
GGAAGCACCACGGGUGAAAAUUGUGUGCUGUUUGUAGGAACGCGUUUCCCCUGUUCCUUGCGGACGGACGGACGGGUGGCGCUCGUGCGCGUUCCAAGGAUAAGUGGAACAUAAUUUAGUUGCGGCGUAAAACUUCCACCACACGGCGGUUCCGCCACGGUGGUGUGAGUUAUUGUUACUUCGUUAGCGCAAAUCCUGGGUCCUGUGCGUGUUACACCCUCUACCCCGUUUUUAGCAGGAAUGCAGAUGUAACAAGUCAAGAUGGUUGUGGAAUUUGGUCCGUAUGAAGUGUUGGCCCAUUUCCUAACCACUCUAUUUGCGGUGCUGCAGUGUUGCGGUUUAACACUUCAACUUUAAUGCACUCUCAAACUCAUCCAAAGGACACAUUUGCAGUCGGUAAAAGUAGUGGUGUUAAACCUACCAAAGCGUUUCUUAUCACUAAUCAUAAACACAAGCACAGUGGUAACCUUCGACACGGAUGUUGUGGCCUUUCUCCGGCAGAGAGACUCAUCAAGAUAAACACUCGGAACCUCGGUCUCGUCGUGAUGAGCCCGUACCUUCAUCAAAACGUCAUACAGGAUGUAUCAAAAUCGCAUUAUCAUCACCGGAAGACACAACCGGGGCACACAUUCCACGGGCACUGUGUGUGUGAAAGGGGUUUUUUGCGAUUCACCGAUCCAGAUCCUGGCCCCGAGUUGGCUGCAGUCCUUCCAGUAGGAGCAGUCCUGCAGGAGGGUUCAUUAUCAUCAUCGCCACUGUUGGCAGGAAAGAGGACGAUGUCCCGAAUGCCUCAAAGCCGGACAUUUUGGGCCUGCCAAUCGUGGCAUAUGUCACGUUUCGGUUAGAUCUUCUACGGAGCUGGGUGAUUGUGAGGGAAUUGUGGGGAGGUUUUUUUCUCUCCUGUUUCUCCUCUCAGCUCCGAUCUCCCUACGGGGGUUGAUGAUGGUUCAUCAUCGA